This is a messenger RNA of Bemisia tabaci, 12840 nucleotides long. RefSeq names its product over compensating males. The record is from RefSeq and is a predicted model, not a curated record. Lineage: Eukaryota; Metazoa; Arthropoda; Insecta; Hemiptera; Aleyrodidae.
GGCAUUUCUCAAAAUGGCCGUCUGUGAUCCAGUUGCAUUGAUCGUACGACUUUUCCACGCAUUUUCUAGAAUUUGAAUUAUUCUUUCUCGUUGUUUCACCUUUCAAUUGAUCGCGAGUGAUCGGAAGUUAUUCCACUGUACCAAGGAAGAAGAGAACAUACAUGACUUGGAGGAAUUCAUUCUUGUUCGUCUGCAAGGAGAUGAAUAGUGAAAGUAUAUGAAGGAGUAUUGGAAUGGAUCCUGAAUGAAUAGCUGUGUAGAACAUGCCUCCUGCGAAGAAGAAGAAACACACGAUUCCUCAAACAAAAUCAAAAAAUCCAAGCAUCGACGACAAAUUUAAGCAGGAGGCACAAGUUCAAGUGAGGAAGAAUGAAGUCAGCCGAAGAAAAAGAAAAGGAACUAUUAUGCGUAAAGUUAUGUCAUCGACAAAUCGCCUUAAAGGUUUUCAAACAUCUUCUGAUAAAUCAAUCAGUUCAGCCUUGCACACCCUUGAUUUCUCAGACUGCAUUAUAUCCUUUGGUCUUAACGAGAACAGAAACAAUUUCAAGGAACCAUGUAGGGACGUAAAGAGUGGUGGUGCAACUAAGUUAAAGCAAACUAAGUUUCCCAAAAAUGAAUCAUCAGGUUUGGGUGCUGGACCAGAAAUACCAUCAAGCAAAGAAGAAAUAACUGCCUCUGGGGAAAAUUUCGAAAGAGAAAGUUUUGAAACAGAAGAAAAUAGUAUUUCAGUUAGAAAAAAGGCAUCUUUAAAAGAAAGGGAUAAUAAAAAAUAUUUUGAUUCCGUUAGCGCCAGUAGGUGCUGUGCUCGUAAAUCAACUACCAAAUGUCGAAAUAGCCCAUUCAAUUCAGCCUCAAAAGCAACCCUCAUCAAGGUUGAGGAUAUUAAAGUUGAGGAUAGUGAAGAAGGUGAAAAAGUUUCAGUAAAUAGAAGGCAGAGCAGAUUAAAUAAUGUAUUAAGGCAUGGCGUUCCAAGUAUUCAUCAUAAAUCCAAAAAUAUCCGCCGCCAAAGAUCCAUCCACAAAACAUUGUCUACUGAGGAUUCUGCUCAACAUCUCAGGAAUGAAUUGCAGCCUACUUUAAAGAAAAUUCGUAGCUCUAAAAAGUCACCGUCGCCUAAAACAAAUUGUUCCUGUCUUAAAGAAAAUCCUGAUGCCCUCUCAAUACGCUCUCAAAAGCAAAGUUCCCAAACAAAUUUUAAUACUGGGGAAAACAUUAAGUCAGAUAUUGGUUGCAUUUUAUACCUCGGCCUUGGAAGACCUACUCACCCUUUAGCAUACCAAAACCUUAAAAUGCAAGUAACCGAUGGCAAUAUUGACAGGAGUUGGGCUAAUUUUGCUGCUUCAGCUGUUCAAAUGCCAAAUCGCGGUCCAACUGUUUCCUGUCUUCUUGUUCCUAUUGUACACAAACAGUUAGAGGACAUGGCUUUAAUACAUCUAAAAAAAAGUUUGUGGAGAAAAACGAACGCACAAAUAAGUUCUAGGUUGACCGAUGAAAAAGUUAUGCUACCGCAUUGUAAGGAGGUAGGUGUCAGCUUUUCAAACUGUAUGAACAGAAAUAUACCCUACCAUAGGAAUCAAUCUAGUAUUGUUAGUUUAGACAACAAUACGGAAUCAUCCAGCAAUGAAGUGAUGAAAGAAGAAAAAGAUGACACUGACAUAUAUUAUUCAUGUGAUGAUAGUAGUUUAGAUUUAAGGUUACAUCUGACCUCUGACUCAGAAUGUUCUGUCGGUAGCGGCUCAGAAAAUUUUCAGACUUCAAAUAUUGACUCUGAUUCAACUCCUUUUUCAGAAAGUAGUAAAUCAGCGUCUAGCGAGAGGUAUCAUGAUCAAUCUGUAACAGCAGAAGACAGUCUGAAUCACCGAAAAGUAUAUGGGAAAAUGAGGAGAUCAACAAUGGCCAAAGCCAUAUGGAAAAAACGUAAGAAAGCGAUGGGACAAAUCUCCAAAAAAAUUAACAGCAAUGAGGAAGGAUGUAGUCAAAAUGAAGGUUAUGAGAACUCAAACAAUGUUGAUAUUAUUGAUAAAGCGAGCAGAUCUUCUAUAGCCAAAGCCAUAUGGGAGAAGCGCAAGAAAGCAACGACACAAGUCUCCAACAAAAUUGACACUAUUAAUGAAGAAAAUAGCCAAAAUAAAGAUGCUGCAAACUCAAACAUUGUUAAUAUUGUUGGUAAGCGAAGCAGGUCCUUGAUAGCCAAGGCCAUUUGGGAAAAGCGCAAGAAAGCAAUGGCACAAGUUUCAAACAAAAUUGACAUCAGUUACGACGGAAAUCAUGAAAAUAAAAAUGUUUGGCGUUUAAACAGGAUUGUUGUUAAAGAAGAGCCACAAUCAAACUUUAAUGAGUCCAUGAAUUUGAUAUCAGAUACAAUUUGUCUGAAACCAGCUGUACCUCAAGAAACAGAACGUCAACUUCGAGGGAGGGGAUCAGGGAAAACAGUGAUGCAAGAACAGCCUCCUCAAGUACCUUUACAAGGCCCUAUAAAUAUAAGUUCCAUUUCUGCAGAUAAAGUUGCCACCAACGAUAUAAUUAAUUGUAGAAUAAAUUUGGAAAUUAAGCAAGAGCUUAUAUCAGACAAUGAAAAUUUAAUCAAUUACCAUUGCACCGGGGGCAGUGAUCAGAGCAAAACUGUUAUCGUGAAGGAAGAGUCUGCAACAAAAGAACAAGAUUGUCACAAAAAAGAUUCUCUUUUAGAAAGUAAUGCGCAAAUAAAUGAUAAUUCAGAAAGUAUCAAACAACCUUCAGAUGUAAGAGCCAAAUUUCGAGGUGCCAGAUUCACAAAACAUCAUAAAACGCUUCGCAAAGAAAAGCGAUCUUUAAGGUUUAAGGCUAUGUGGGAAAAACGCAAGAAAUCAGUAGUACCAAAUGUAAGCGAAUCUGAUGAAUCUCUUAAUCAGUUAUCUCCGACAAUCAAAAGUUUUGUCAUUGAGUCAAAACAUCAUAUGCACAAAUAUAUAAACCAGGACAAGUCAGAAAGUGAAGAUUGUUCUCAAGAAGUUUUGAAAACAGACCAGUUUAAGAAUUUGGGCAGUCAAAAAUCUGUAAAUUCCGCUGAUGGAAGGAUUACAACAACAUUGGGUCUCUCCACUUCUAAGAUUGAAACAUCCUUGAACAGCAGAAACUUAUCUCCUCCGGAAAUAGCAAAAGAUCUGUCGAUCCCACCAAAACCUUAUCCAUUACCUGCAAAAGUGUCAGAGCAGUCAAUCAGUGUUAAACCUGCAGACGGCAAAAUUGUUUGGCACAGCUGCAAAGAAUUUGCCCACAGCAGUAAUAAUAAUAAUUUACAUUGCAAUGACAUUAUUUCAGAUAAUGAAUCAAAGAGUGCCUCGUUAAUUGGCAAGGAGAAAGAUGUGGCCCCGAAACUCAUCAAUACAGAAACUAUUAACAAAUUAGACUAUGGAAUUACAAAGUGUGAUGCUGUGAAAAGACCCCGUCGUCCUAUAAUACAUAGCAAGGUACAAAGAAGAAGACAAGCUGGUAAGCAACGAUAUCUAGCUGCCAAACAAAAAGCUCUGGCUCUUAAAUCAAAAGCAGAAUGCGAGGAAGUCAGUCAAGAAGGUAACUCUAUGUGGGGAAGUAUUAGUAACAAUGUCGGUAAAAAUGAAAGUUUAACAGAAACCUCUGGUGCAGUUGCCCAAGAACUUCCUGAAAAAUCAAAAUUUAUCAAAAAUAAGAAAAUUAGGAGGAAGCUACGCCGGAUCCGGCAACAGCAAAGGUAUCAUAAUUAUUAUAAAUUUCAGAAAAAAGUUAAACCCAUUUUGAAUAGUAUCAUUGACUAUGUUUGUAGAAAAGAGGAUUUUGAUAAAAUGAAAUUCGACUACGAUGAAGACUAUUGCCCUCCACCUGAUGAAAGCAUUCCCGAAACGAAUAAUCUCCCUGCUUUGAUCGAAGCGGCUAGUAUAAGUAAGUGGCCAUCCGCUAAGAAAGAUCGAUGUGCAAGAGAGUUAGCACGAUUGAACGUUAAUUUAAUUACAAUUCGAGAGAAACCAACAGAUGCUCCCUCUAAUAUGCCUGACCCUUGCCCUAAAGAGAAUUGUAAGUUUGGCUGUGUUUGCACAACACUCAGCUGCAAAUCUGCAAGCACUGUUCAACGCUGUUCCCGAGAGAGCUGUAUUUUUGGUUGUAACUGCAAUAGCCUCAGUAUCCCGAAAAACCUAACUGGAGCUCCAUCAAUCUUAAAUCCAAUUAUGAAAAAAUUGCAAGUAGAAUCGAGAAAACGCUUAGCUGUGAAAGAGUAUCGAGAAACAAUUUAUGUAAGUGACCAAAAGGACCAGGGAUCAAAAAUAUUUCUGAAUAACAAACGGCGUGACCGCAAAAUUCCAGAAAGGUUCAAGGAUCACUAUGUCGGAAUCGAUGCCAUAAAAGCAGCAAAGCAUGAUAUUGUCAUGGCGAAUUUCUUAAGUUCUUCCGAGUGUAGAAAUUUCGAAUUAAAUGAACCUGCUCAACUAGAAAGCCCAAUUAAAGCUGAUGAGUCUGUCUUGGGCAAUAGAUGUAUCAAACUCGAGAAACCUUUACAAUUACUUGAAUCUACAAAAUUAGACAAGUCUCCUCAUUUAUCACAGGAGUCAUGUGUUGAAAUUUUAAAAACUGAUUCAUUAGACUGCAAUGCUCUAUGCCCUAAAACUGUCAGAAUUCACUUAAAAAAUCUGGUCGAAAAGCCAAGAAACUAUUAUUGUUUACAACAUGCAGCAAGGAAUUGCAUCUGCCUGCCACAAGUGCGAAAAAAAUUCAGAGUAAAUGUCUGGGAUAAACAAAUCCCAAGAAAUGUUUAUGUGCCUGCCGCAUUAUGGCAAUGUCGUGAUUCUUUUAAAAUUACAACGCCCUCUCCUCUUUGUAUGGAUGGUACCUGUGGCACUAGUAGAACAAGCUUGAAUCUUUUUAAAUAUGCAAAACGGAAUAAGCAUAGCAGUUAUGCGUUUUACCUAUUGAAUCAAGAACUCCAUCGUUUGUCUUCCCCCUACUUUCUCACAGCAGAAUGGAUCUCUCCGCAUAUUGGUAAGUUGAAGUUAAGAGAUGUACAAUAUGGAAAACUGAGAAAUUACAUCACCUACCAAUUAGCUUUAGGGUCUGCUCCAACCAUACGAGUAGCUCUGCAAGCCUCUCUUCAAAUCUUCACCAGAAGUGCGCCUGUCUCACAUGCUGGAUUUCCCUCAACCAUCUCAAGCGCGACACAUGAUACAUCGCUGCUUCCAGACAAAGUGAAUGCUGAUACAUCCAAGAGUGAGCCUCAGACCCUUGAGACUCCAGUCUUUGUUCCAUUUAUUGAGCAAACUGAAAAUGAGGGAUCAAUUAUUAGCAAUGUUUGUUCAAUUGCUUUAGAAGAGUUCGAAAAAUUAGGCAAACAGGAAGACAAAGAAGGAAUUGAAAAUGAAGAACCCAACGUUCGUGAAAUGUUGCCGGUAUCUCACCAAAAUUCAGAAUACUCAGAUAGUACUCACUUAAAUAAUCUUGAAACUUCACUACCAGAAAAAAUUCUCAAUGAAUCUCAUAAUCCCUCUUGGUCUCUAGCUCUCAGAGAUGUGCUUCCAGCGUUUAAAACCAGACAUCAGUGGCUCGUAUUAGAUUUGCGUCAGAACUUCGACAUGGUAAAACUAUGUAUAAAACUUAGCGGACAGAAUCCCGUCGUAAAAUGUUUUAGGAGACAUCUAUUCGACGGAUUAAGUUUCAAAGCUCACUUGAAUUUUACCGAGGUCGUCCGUCUUCCGCUACAAGGUGAAAUUUUUUCAGUGCUCGCAGUACCUGGGCUAUCAUCAAUUGUGUUAUUUGGCCCUUUCAUGCGGGAUGAUUCGCUCAACUUAGUGCCUUUCCAGAGAGUUGAAUCCAACUCUCUGAAAAUGGUCACUUUGAAAGAGAUUUUUGUUCGAUACAAAAAACCCCGCAAACAAACUGUUCACGAUUUUCUCCUAGUGCACAAUAAAGUCAGAUCAACAGCCGUAGACAUGUUAUCAAAAUCAAAAAACCCGUUCAUCUACUACUAUUUCUGGGAACCAGCCUGCUCUGUAGAUUCUCAAGACCCUAAAUAUCCGUCUAUUCUUAAUGAUAAAGCUAUCCAAAAUCAACCUGAGGGAUUGGCAGCAAGGCUGUCGAAUGAAAAGACCAACUUCACUUCAAUAGUCACAUCAAGAGAAUCAAAAUCUCUUCCUUUAUCAUCUGAAGUUGCUGAUCCUAUUAAGGGUAAUCCAGCCGCCACAAAUCAAUGCAGGAGCCGCCCAUCAUCCAAUCGCAAGAAGUCCCAUAGACAGGUUAAAAAUGUAUCAGAAAUGUCAAGGGAAGAAAUUGCCCGGCAUCUUUUGAGGAUCGAAGCGGAUCAUUGCUACUUUAAUCAAGGCAGAAAUGAAGCAGAAAACUUAGAUGAACAUUUUCAGAGAGCAAAUGUAGAAGAGAAUGAGGUACAACCCAUCAGACAUCCUCAAUUCAGCUUUGUGUCAGUUGUCGGGAAAUCUGAGGAUUGCAAGAAAAUUUUAAGAGGUGAGUCAGAAAAUGAUAGAACCUCCCAUUUGAAAACACGUGAAGGUGUUAUUCGCAUAAGAGGUCAUUCACAGGGUUCUUCCUCAAAAGAAUCACUGAAGAUAGUUGAAGUUUUGCCGACAGUUGAACCAGACCCCUCUGAUGUUGCUCCGCCAGGGUUUAAAUCCAAGUACUUAAUCUCAUCGCUCAGAGAAGUGGGAUAUGUUGAUGUUUUUGCCUCGAUGACAACGAGUCAGUUGAUUGUGAAUCUAUCUUACAUGGAGCUAAAUUUCGAGAACGUUGCGCAAGCCUCCAACUGGCUGAAUAAUACUUUGGGCAAAUAUGUUAUCUUCUUCCCGGUCGACUUUAAACCUCAUUGGCGGCUGAUUGAGAAGAAGGAGCUUCCGCAAGAUUGGAAUCCUUUCGAUGUGCAGCAGAUUUCAAAGUAUGUUUAUUUGACAGAACAAGGGCCUAAAAUAAAAGUUAGUAAUGAUGAUAAGGAGAAUCCAGAAAGCGACUCUGAACCAUCGACUGCCAGUGUAAUUGAUGAUAAUGAAGGUGAUGUUAUUGACGAAUUUUCAGAUGAUGAUAUUGUAGAAGCAUCCCGACCUAAUCCAGGGAUCAAAGGGAGCGAAAAGAAUUCAAAAUUCAAGGAUGGUAAAAAAACUUUGGCUGAAGAUGAAAGAGGAAAGAGCCCGAAAUUACAGAGGGAAGACAGGAUCUCAGGAAUCAGCGAUAGAGACGAAAGUUUUAAAAGCGUGGACAUUGAAGCGACUCCACAGACUGAAAAAUCAGUCAAAACCUUAGAAACUGAUGGACCAGAGAAUCCCUCAGAAAUCAAAGCUGCAGAAGAAAUCCCUGUGAGCACAGAUUUUAACUUUCUAGAUGACCGAACCGGAGAGUGUAACUCUCUGAGCAAUAACACUUCAAACGAAAGUGAGCAUACUCUCACAGUCUCACAACUCGACAGAGAAGGAAGAAUUUGUAAAAUUAGGGAAAUUAGACAGUUUGCAGAAAGCGGAAAAAUGGAAAAAAGCUCAGAAAUCAAAGCGAGCGAUAUGGUGCUUUGGAGUGAAAGUUCUCUUAAUUUGGACGGUCAAAGCAAACUCACAAGUAUUUCUCAUGAUAAACCUAAAAGUAGCAACCAAAGCGCCAUCUCCUCUGAAAAAGUAGACUCUGCCCAGGAAUUAAAUCAAUCAGCUCUGGCCGUUAGUCUCGACCAGACAGAUCUUUUGAAGCGUGUUGAUGGCAUUAUCAUCGAGCAAGAUGGAACCACAAGAGCACUUUCAGCUUCCGAUUCAGUGAUUGAGGACUCCUCAAAUGCAUUGUCCGUAGACGUCGUUGACUCAGAAACUGUUGAAGAUCUGGCCGAAAUCCUGAACCAGAAACUGAUGCAGGAAAAGGCAUUGCUAAAAUUGGAACACGCCGCAAACAACGAAUCAACUACGAAUUCGGAACAAACCUUGGAAGCAAAUCAAGGGAUUAACGACAAAAUCAGUAUCCACUCUACCAUUUCAAAGGACAAGAAAACAACAGCAACUAACUUCUUAGCGCCGGAAAAAGUUAGCAAUGUGGUUGGCUUCCUCGAAAAUGUGUUGAAUGAGGAGAGUCAAACUCGUCGCCUGAUCAUACGAAAGAGCUCCACGACACCAUCUCUGAAGAUUACGAAAGGUGAUGCAAGAGUAAUUCGUCUUAAGGCGGGAGGAAGCCGUGAUUCAAGUUCAGCCGAUAUUUACAAGCCGUCUGUCAACGCUUUCUCCAAUAAACCAGAGCUUGUCAGACUUUUCAAUCCAAGAUUUUAUCAGAACAUCAAGCGCGAUACCUCACAUCCCAAUGAUAAUCUUCUCCGAACCACUGUCAUUAAAAAAGCUGUGAUGAGGAAAGGAAACUCGGAAAUUGGCUACAAGUUUGUCCCAAAAAUUCUAAAAUCGCCGUUAUCAAUCGAUAGCAAAUCUGAUAGCAAACCAAAAGUCUCAUUUUCCUACAGGAGUGAGGAUACAGUUCGGAAAAUAUUGCCUAAAAGUUUAGGUAUCAAAAGCAACGAAGAUCCCCUGGAAGGUGGGUUUAGAAACUCUGUGACAAAUGCAAAAAAGACUGAGUUUAAAAUUGUGAUUAAUAAAAACACCAAAGCCACAACAAAUCUGAUUGGCCCUCCACCACUCCAACUCACUGGCAUGAAAUCGGCUAAUGUAGUAAACCAUCCAGAGAAUAGUAAAAACAUAGUUCUGAAGAAACCUACAAGUGGGCAUCCAGUCGCUGAUCAGGAAACCCGAGAAGUAAGUUUCAGCACCUCACCAUUCAAGUCAAAUGUUGGAAGUUUUCAAAAGUUUAUCAUCGUAGGUGGAGAUGAAGUUCCUAUAAGUAGCGCUAAUUCGUACGUCCUAUGUUUGGAGAAGAAACAAAAUGAAAUCGUGCAGAAUGGCAUCAGCGCAUCUACCAUGAAGGAAAGACCUGUUGGUGAUUUGACAAGUAAUUCAAAUCUCUCUACCAAUGAAAACAAUGAUAAGGAACAUUCACAAUAUCUGGACUCAGUUCUGCGUGAGUCCAUGGUUAAAGUGCAAAAGAAAGGAGGCCCUUUAAACAAGAAGACGUAUAAGAAAAAGCCAAAGCAAGUUGAUCUUGAGAACCCAGCCACCUUUCUUAACAAAGCAGCACAUAAACGAGCAACAGUUCUCAACCAAGCGCUUAAAAAAGUACAGCAGUUGCAGAUGGAUACUUUCUUAGAUAGAAAACAAAGAAGGAGAAGCCGGAAAAGGAAAUGCUGUGAAACGCUGGAUGAGGACUCUGCACCAAACCAAUCUGAAGAAAUGGUAGAGACAGAUGAUGUUGAUAUUCCUAACCAGAUGGAGGAGAUUAACAAGCACUCUGAAAAUGAUGAAGAUGAAAAAAAGGAAUUAAAGGCCCCUCUCUCAACCGGCAGCGGAGUUUUAGAAUCAAGCCUUAGAUUCAGUUUAAGAAAUAAAAGGAGGAAAAAGGAGGAGGAUGAUGAGAGCAACGCUCAACAAUUGUCAGAAGAAGACAAAAAAAUUCCAGAGGCCUUAAGCAAAGAGGACAAAAUUAAACUACACAAUGCCAGGGAAGUCGAGCGGAGGACGGAACUACGCCAACUGGGAAAGAAACUCUUAACUGUUGCAACUGAGAAUGUGCUUCCACAAGAUCGUCCACAAGGUCGUUCCAUUGCUACCCUUGCAAUCUUGAAUGUGGCAAAACUAGCAGUCAAAAGAAUGAAAGUGGAAAGUGAAAUGUUACAGAUAGAGCACAACAUAUUGAAGUCGAAAAACCGAUUCCUCUCUGAAAAACUGAAAGACUUAGGCGCCGGUAAAAUUGUGAAAGGUAAAGUCAAAAAAAAGCCCAUUGAUAUUACUGGAACCCCUGUAUUUCAAACUUUAGAAGAACAAAGACAAUCUAUGUUGAAAAAAUUUGAAGCACGGCACGCCAAAAGGCAUGAAAAAUUACUGAUACAUGCCAUUGAUUUAUAUGCUCCCCUUGAACCAGACUCUGAUGAUGAGUGGGUUACUCUAGGAUCUUUCCCUCUUAAAUCUGAAGACAAGAGCGAGUCAAGUAAUGUUGAAACUUCAGGAGGUUUCAACAUUAUAAGCAGCAUUUUAAGCAAGAAUUUAAGUGGAUUAUAAGCAGCAUUCAACUGUGUUCAUUUACCUGGAUCAGAUCUCAGUAUUCUCAACUCCUUUCACUAUUGUUUGGUAAACUAAGUUAUAGUUCUGUAAUAUCAUAGUUUAUUUCCUUUUAUUUUUGUAUCCUCUUGUUCUUGGGAAUCAAGAUUGCUCUAUUUUUGUUUGUCCUUAAUUUAAUUUUCACUAUUCCUUGCUAAUAUCUAAAUCAGUCAAAUCACUUCUUAAGCAAAGUGAAAUUGACUUACAGAUUGUUUGUUUUAAAUUGUUUGGGCGGUGCUCGAAUCCCAUUUGGACUUGUGUCUCGGCUUACGGUGCUAUGCAAUGCCUUGAUAUUAAUCAAUGUUCACAAUUUGAACCAACAGCUUGGGUUCACUUGAUCGAAAGUUCAAAAACCUGAAGUUUGCCGGAGGAUUUCUCAUAUUUUAAGGAGUAGUAAUAUUGUAGGCUAACUAGUCAAGCUGCCAGUCAUCACUACUUGGGGAGUAUACCUUAGAUGUAGAUUGUACCUCUCUGUACUGAUAUCUUUUCUUUCUGGUGAAUCAGCCCCAAAAGAGUUAUGCGCAUAUUUGGCAUGAAAGUUUGAUCAAGAUGGUGAACUUAAAAAUGAAUUUCUCUCUAUCGAUCUCUUUUACGAUAAUCGUCUCUUUUGGUUUUUAGUUUUCUAGUGUAAUUUAAUUUAAUUUUGUCUCUGAAGGAAUGUCUCACCUCUUGGUCUCAUCUGAAACCUGAAAGGAGGGCUUUAUACCACUGCUCCAAUUUUUAGACUUGAGGCAAUUGAGUCUGAUCCAAUUGUUAGGCAGUUUAAAUUAUUGAUGUCAGUUUAUCCUAACGAAGAAGUCAAAACCAAUCGUAGUCUAUUGUUUUGUUUAGUAUGUUGAUUAGUAAUAUGCUGCAGCCUUCUUAUAGCCGGUGAAUUUUCCUCAGUUGUCCAGUUUUUACGUCCACCUGUGACUUUCUCGGUGCUGUUAAGUAAAUGUUGAUAAUACUGUACUAAUGAGAGGAUCUCUAACCCGUAACUCGAUUAUUAUCAUUUUUUUAGACUUCUGAUAAUUCUUCAAAAGAGAAAAAUAUGGUCAAAACGCAAAACUUGACCAAUAAUUUCCAAGAUUAGUCGACCUGUGUAUUGAAUUCUGGGGUCCUUUUUCUCCUCUCGAUGGCCCAGAAAGAUGUCAAAGACUUCAGAAUAAAGAAAAUAAAUUCUCAAUCGAAGUAUUGUUUUGAUUUAUUUGUGACCCUGUUAGGAGGAGAUUUUUAAAUCAGUAGAUUUUCAAUUAUUUAUCUGUUUUAACAUUUAUCAUUUUAACUUGACUUUUUCCCUCUCUUGCAUCAUUCGUCAUUUGGUGUCACAUUUUUUUUUAUUUUCCCUACAAGAAAUUUGUAAGUAGCUAUGCCAACUCCUUUAUUUCCUCCUACUAUGUUAUAGUUGCUCAUAUUUCUUCCUGUGAUUGACCAGUGUAACCUUAGUUUCAAGCGUAUUCCAUACAAACUAUUUGCCAAGAGACUUAAAUUAGAAUGUAAUUGUGCUGAAAAUCUGUCUAUGCAAAUUUUUAGAUCCUUUUUCACUAGAUGCAGAUGUUCCAAUAUAAUUCUUCAGUGAUUAUUGUACUUUUUUAAAAACUUGGAAAUGUCCAAUCAGAUAAAAGUUUCUACAAUUUAGCUUUUAGUGUGUUUUAUCAAAGUCAGCGAGACAAUAACUUCGAAGGUCUUAUAGGUGUCGUCAGAUAAGUUGACCAUUCUUUACUCUCGGUUUGCAAGCGUUUUUGCGUCUAUACUAUCCACAUGAAAACAACAGACUCUCGCAGAAGCAAGAACACAAGCUUAGACAAGUUUCUUUAAUACUUUCAAACUUUGUAACACUUUAACUUUCAGCCACAUGGAAGUCACAACCAUAUAAAAGUCGCAAAAUAAUAACUGAUGAGUAGUUUUUUUACGAUAUGAUCAUGAGACGGAUGUUUUCAAGGUGGAUAAUAGCAAACGCCGCUUUGUGCAGAAGCCUGAAUUCAUCGUCUGUGCUUGCCAACGGAAAGUAAAUAAUGGUCGACUUACCUGGCGACACCUCUACAGGGCCCCUUUUUUUCAUGAUUUGAUUUAAUUUUCAACUCUUACUGCUCACUCUUUUGGGCAUUAUAUUUUCAAUAUGAAUUAACGGCGCUAUCAAGGGAUUUGGUACUCUCUCACGCAGUACCAUUUUACUGUCCUUCUAUUUGUUUGUUAUUCUCUAAGUUAAAAAUGUAUUCUUUUUCAGGAUACUUUGUUGUUCUUUUCUGUGUUUAUUUUUUGUUAUUACUUUAUGUACCAUAAAUUAAGUAUUUCGUGUAAGAUUUUUUUUGUAAUUUAAUCAAUGACUUUUUUUUAAAAUUCGUGAUAGCUCUCCAACUUUCAGUAAUUUUCUUUAUUGAAUUUUUACUGUCCUCUCUUUCACGUAUUUUCUUUUAUAUAUCCAUAGGUUUUUUUGUUCGAAAGGAAAAUCUAUUCGGCUAAACUUUUUUCCUGUUCUAUUUUGGAACAAUCUGUAGAGGCUACAGUACUUUUUUCCAAGGGAAUAUUAAACCUUUCAUUCUUUGUUUUAUUUUUAAGCUCUGUGUUUUCCGAAAAUUAAGCUGUAAGAUUAGUUCUUAAAUUUUGAAAUGUCUUGUACCUUGUUAAGGAAGAUUUGUUGACUCUGCCCUGUUAUAUUUUCUUAAUUCCUCAUAUGAUUUUUAACCAUAUUGGUUAUUGUAAAGUGUAUAUAAGCAAUUAAAACAGAAUUAAAAUUUUCUUCAAACUA